Messenger RNA from Poeciliopsis prolifica (blackstripe livebearer), 3818 nucleotides. RefSeq names its product prolactin-releasing peptide receptor-like. The record is from RefSeq and is a predicted model, not a curated record. Gene Ontology annotation, biological process: G protein-coupled receptor signaling pathway. The transcript is spliced from 5 exons. Lineage: Eukaryota; Metazoa; Chordata; Actinopteri; Cyprinodontiformes; Poeciliidae. Gene Ontology annotation, cellular component: neuron projection; plasma membrane. Bases 1990 to 3303 code for a protein of 437 amino acids. Gene Ontology annotation, molecular function: neuropeptide Y receptor activity; neuropeptide binding.
UUCCAACAGAUAAGUUGAAUAAUGACUACUGCUGUCACUCUUCUUCUGUCCAGUCAGUAAAAUCCAUUUGCUUAAUUGGUCACAAUGGUCCUUUGCUGAGUCAGCCCUGUUUCACUGCACGUCAUUGCAUUAACAGGUUGUCACUAUAUUAGGAAGGCAAUAAAAUGUGUUCGAAUCAAGAGGAUGCAAUAAAGAGAUGCAGCUGAAAGAAAAAGUUAUAACUCACUUUAAUGCAGUGCUUACACUCAAAGAGACCACCAGGGGGAGCCAGACUUACAUACAUGUUUGGCUGCAGAGCUCUUUGGAGAAUGAUUGCAUCAUUUGUGCUGAACCUUUUUGUAAAUAGUAAAGUUAAUAUGUUCUCAUUGGCUUCUUUGUAACGAGCAGAAGAAUAUCCAAUCAUUCUGAUGUGUUUUUGGAAAAACUGCAUCGUUUCAAACCUCGUCAGAUUCGUUGUUCAUAAAAUUAAACGUCUGAAGAGCUGCCUCCAUUCAUGUCUUUCUCUUGGGGCGAUGCCGCCCUUUGUGACUAUCUGCUGAAGACCUCAUUUAGUCGCUUCCAAUUUGACGAGACUCCCAGGAAAAGGUUACUGUGCAAGAUUUCUGCUGUUUAUUCUUGCAAUCUUCUUCAUGCUGUGCUAAAAGUAUUUUCAAACUUUAUGGAGAAAGAAUCGCGCGUGUGUUUUCUGAAUCAAAGGAAAUCUCUUAUUCACUGCAAAAGAUGAACUCUGGAAAAUUUAAACAAGAGAAAAAAUGAAUUCAGCUGAAUUUUGACUGAAUAAUGUCUAUCACUCAUCAAAUACUGCUCAAACAUUUCUGAAACAUCCUGCAUCAGUAAAUGCAUCCCCAGAAGGAAUGCUAUUACUAUCAGUUUAAUCGUUGUGUAUCUUGGGAAAAUAAAUUUCAAACUUACUUAUUGUAGUAAAGUCCAGGGCCGAACCAAGGCUCGGUGAGGCCUUGAGCAGAACUCGAUUUCAGUCGCAUCACAUAAGCCACCAAACCACCACAAACACCUCUUUUAAACUGCAUAUUCUUGUUAUGUUGCGCAAUACCUUAACACAACAAAUUGUAUACUUAAAUGGUAAAUAAAGACCAGUUUCCUGCCAGAAUGAGUCUCUUUAUAGCAUUGCUUGUGGGCAAUAUAUCUUACACAGUUGGUAUUUAUUUCCAUUUAAAUUGAUUGUGUGCCAUCAUAACAGCCAACAGCACAUAAAUAAAUAGUUGUGUUAGAAGAUUUCUGGGAAAAUGAUGCAGUGUUGCAGCUCUUUGACUUCUUUUCAGAGCCCAGCUUUAAUGAUCAAAACUUCAACAUCUGGAAGUAGCUGUGGCCCAAUUAAUGUUGGAAAUGCACCUCUGUUUGAUCAGCAUGAUGCAAUUCUGUAUCAUCAACAAAAAUUAAUUAUGUCUUGUUCCACUGUGCAAUGCAAAAGAUGUCACCAAAAAUACAUAAUAAGCAGGCACAGCGUGAGAUGUACAAGUCAUCUAUGAUUUUGGAAAUCAAUUAUAAAAUUGAGCAUCAAAAACGUUUAGAGCUUGAAGUGGGCCUUUUUGUAAAUUAACUAAGUUUUCUUUAAAAAUUAAAAUGCUUUGUUUGUCCACAUAUUCACUUGACUAGUUUGAUGUUUGUGACAAAAUCAUUUUAAAAAAAUGGUUUGCAAGCCAUGCAGAAAGGCACAACCAACUGCAGAUUUUAAGGGAUAGAGUGGUGAUUUACUACAGCUGGAGAAAACAGUUCAUGCUUUAAAUGCCAUUUUAUUCCUAAAAUCAAUUUAAUUUUGUUUCAUGAUAAUAAAAACUUUUGCAUUCUCUCUUCACUUGCAGAGAAUGUACAUUUGAUGGGAGCUAGAGGAUGCUUUCUUUACUCUGACAAUCAAACAACCCAGAGAAAAGAUGAAAGAAAAGCCCAUCCAAAGGAUAAAAGAGCAUGUGACUGACGCAGGAAGACCACAAGAAGACAGCGAGAGGACACGGCUGUUUAAUUCAAGGAUGCAUGGAAGAAAUCUGGGCUUCCGUCUGUUCCAGGCGAACUAAGGACAGCAUGUUAUUAUGGACACGCUGUCAAUAUCAGAGUUAUUUACUCUCACCUGGCAACAGCGCUCUAAAAUGGAGCAGCUUCAGCUCCCUCACCGAGGAAAAGCACACUGUCAAGGUCCAUUGGUACCAGUCCUCACUUCUCUUCAACGGAGAAAUAUCAGACCAGUGCACCGACAGACAGGAGGCCAUGGAGGCUAACUGCAGUCGUCCAACAGGAAGCACGCCGCCUUCCACAUCUGCAGAGCAACCUGAGGGGCGGAUUUAUGAGGUAGCAGUGCAGAGCAACUCCACCAACCGCACCUCACAGUUUGCAGAUGUGGCCCUGCUGCAGACGUUCAAGCCUCUCAUCAUCCCUUGUUACGUGCUCGUGGUUGUUGUGGGCGUCGUCGGGAACUACCUGCUCCUCUAUGUCAUCUGCCGAACCCGCAAGAUGCACAACGUCACCAACUUCUUCAUCGGGAACCUGGCUUUCUCAGACAUGCUCAUGUGUGUGACGUGCGUCCCCUUCACUCUCGCCUAUGCCUUCAAUCCACACGGCUGGGUCUUCGGCCGCUCUAUGUGCUACUUGGUCUUCCUCAUCCAACCUGUCACUGUAUACGUUUCCGUUUUCACGCUCACAGCUAUUGCUGUGGACAGAUAUUACGCCACGGUUCACCCACUGAAGAAGCGAACCACUGUGGCCACUUGUGCCUACGUCCUGAUCGGGAUCUGGCUGCUGUCCUGCGGCCUGGUGGCUCCGGCGGUGACUCACACCUACCAUGUCGAGUUCAAGGAAGAAGGCUUCACCAUCUGCGAGGAGUUCUGGUUGGGCCAGGAGACGGAGAGACGGGCCUACGCCUACAGCACGCUGCUGGUCACGUACGUCCUCCCCCUGUCGGCCGUCUUCGUCUCCUACCUCUGCAUCACCGUCAAGCUGAAGAAGUGCGUCGUCCCUGGAAACAGGUCGCAAGACCAGGUGUGCGUCCACCAGGCCCGAAAGAGGAAGAUCUUCCGCCUCGUCGCUCUGCUGGUGUCCGCCUUCGCCGUUUGCUGGCUUCCCAUCCACGUGUUCAACGUCCUGCGAGACAUCGACAUCCACCUGAUAAACAAGCGGUACUUCCUGCUCAUCCAGCUGCUGUGCCACCUUUGCGCCAUGAGCUCUUCCUGCUGCAACCCCUUCCUCUACGCGUGGCUGCACGAUCGCUUCCGCGCGGAGCUGAGGAAGAUGAUGAAGAGCAGCCAUCGCAUUGGAGUCCCCGCCAGCCACUGCGCGGCCGGGGUGGUUUUGUAGCCUGCCUUGUUUGCUUAUUUGUAUUUCUGCGCAGAUGGGAACUUGACCAACGCUAUCCAUCAAGUGCAAGUGCAACCCAGCCACUGUCGAGCAGUAAAUAAUCUAUGCACAAACCAAAAGUCAAGCAAUGCGCUGCUGUUCCAUCCAUCUGAUGGAACUGCAAAAAUGACUGUAGCCUCAAAAAACAGUAGAAAAGACGUGAUUAUGUCAAAAAUCAUCAAGAUUUGUAUAUAUGAUGAAACUUAAGUUAUUUACUUGAGAGCAAUCAUUUGUAUUGUUCAUAUCAGCAGUAAGAAGAAUUAAUUUGUUGGUGAAACAAACUGUUUUAAAUCCAGGUUGUAUCCGAACCUGAGGUGGACCUCACUUAAAAUGUUUUAAUUGAGUUAAUGGCAGGGUCUCUAAUGAGUUAAUUGCAUUUUAAUUGAAAAAUACUGAGAAAAUAAGCAACAUUUUCAAUUCAAAACUCUGUUUUGUUGCUAAAGUAUUGAAUAAAUAAGCAUAUGAGAUCAAAAUCA